UUUUCUAGUUUUUGCAUGACCAUUUCAACGAUUUGGUGCUUCUGCUGCUCAAAGAAAAAGAAGGGAGAUGACAAGGAGGAUAACAAAAGACAAUCAAAAGUAAAGUCUCCUCCGCCUAUUCCAGCUGCCAAAAAAACUGAUUCUGCAGCCAAAAAGAGGCGAUAUUCGGCAACACCUGACAAAGCAAAGCGACAGCAAGCCCAAGCUAGGGUUCGAAUACCGGUUGUGAAGCCGGUCGUUGCUGGGAAUCAAAAGGCAAAGGUUGGAGGAGAUGGUGGAAGUAAGACGAAGAAACCAGGAGAUAGAGGAGGGCGGGUAGAUCCAACUACAUCAAGUCCUACUACAGACAGUGCUCUGCUGACGGUGGAACCAGAUGAAUCUGAUUUCAAAAUGGAAGACUUCAAAAUGGAAAACAAUACCAAAAUGGAAGACAAUAAAGAAAGUGGAGGAGUGAAUUAAAUUAAACAUAUAUGUACAGUUGUGAAUAUAAUAAUUUUUGUUUUUUUGUGUAUUUUAUAUGUAUGAUGUAUUGUUUUUGUUAAAUUAUAUGCUUGUAUAUUUUAUUGUACCGUUAAAUAAAAUUCUGGUAUAUCGAAAUAGUCG
Messenger RNA from Meloidogyne enterolobii, 603 nucleotides. NCBI's taxonomy places the organism in Eukaryota, Metazoa, Nematoda, Chromadorea, Rhabditida, Meloidogynidae. The record is from the annotation of a GenBank genome assembly.